AUGCUGUCUUUCAUCGCGAUCGUUUUACUUACGGCGCUGAUCUUGCUGUUUGCAAGGUAUAGCCACCUGCUUUUACCAAACUCUCCCCCUUUGCUUCGUAUGGUCUACGGAAUGAAGCACACCUUUGACUUCAUUUACCUUGGACCUGGAGCGGCGCUGGACAAAUUCAACGAAAGCUUGGUGAAGACACUGUUCAAGCUGCCCACGCUCAGCAAUAGCCCCGCCACGGGAGAGCUCGUCUCUGCCUUUAGCGGGACUGACAUCGACCCCGAAACGCUUGCUGGCCUCAUGGGGCAUCACAUUUUUCCAGCCAUAGGCAGGGUGCUCAGGUCUCAAGAUUUCUUGGAGCGCAUCUCUCCCGCUCUCGCCACCUCGAUCUCAGAGUUUUUGAAAACCCAGUCAUUCCCUGCGAUCACACACUCUCUCUCUGAAUUGGUGGGCGCAGCUCUCAUUUCUUCCAUUUCCCAAGCUAUCCUUGGUCCACUAUUUCCUCCCGACGCCAUCACGGACUUACGGACCUUGGAUACAUCGUUCUACACUCGCAUGCUUGGAUUUCCAUUGACAGGAUCCCAAUUUCGAGACGCUCAUUCGCGCAUGCUCUCGCGUAUAGAAGUGUAUUUGGCGCUCGUGGAGACAGAUUGCUCGGGCGCUUGGCCGGGGUUCCCUCUUGUUCAAGAGUAUCUGCGCGAGGCCUAUUCCAACGAUCUUUCCACGAGAAAUAGGGCUGCUCUUUUUAUGACCCUCGUUUGGGGGCUCACAGCUGCUCCCACAAAUGUCACUAGCUGGCUGCUGGCAUUCUUGUUCGACGAUCCGUGUGCUCUUGCGAAAGUGCGACACGAAGUAGAUAGCGUACUACAGACGUAUCGAGGAGACGUCGUCAAACUCAUCAGCGAUCCCACAGCUUUUGGGCCAUCUUCAUUUCCAAUUAUAGAUUCCGCAAUCAAGGAGACACUACGCUUGAUAAGCAAUGCAACGCCCUUUCGCCAGGCAACUUGCGACUUUGAUCUCGACUAUGGUGGUAACUCGCUGAAGAUUCGGGCCGGAGAAUACAUUAUGGCAAACACGCGAGCUCACAAUAUGGAUCCCUCCGUUUAUGCGCACCCACAAACGUUUGUUGUCGAUCGCUUUCUUGAAGGAACCGUCACCAAGCGUGAUCAUAAUAGUAUACCGAUAGGCUUCGGCGGCGGCAAACACGCAUGUAAAGGCCGUCUUUUUGUUCAUAGGCAUAUCAAAGCUUUUGUUGCACUCUGGGUGUCUCUUCUUGAAGUCGAGGUGGACGGCGAUACAGAGACGUAUAAGGUUCCGAAGAAAAUGGAGAGGAGUUUUAAUGUCGCACAAAUGAGUCGGCCAGUUAUGAUCAGACUCAAACAACGGAGAGAGUCAAGGUCUUAA
Molecule: messenger RNA, 1392 nt
Organism: Coniophora puteana RWD-64-598 SS2
Lineage: Eukaryota; Fungi; Basidiomycota; Agaricomycetes; Boletales; Coniophoraceae
Product: cytochrome P450
Exons: 3
Coding region: 1-1392 (463 amino acids)
Molecular function (GO): steroid hydroxylase activity; oxidoreductase activity, acting on paired donors, with incorporation or reduction of molecular oxygen; heme binding
Source: RefSeq, a predicted model, not a curated record